Antechinus flavipes (yellow-footed antechinus) is the source of this 5907-nucleotide messenger RNA. RefSeq names its product solute carrier family 10 member 5 (gene SLC10A5). Gene Ontology annotation, molecular function: bile acid:sodium symporter activity. The transcript has a single exon. Gene Ontology annotation, biological process: bile acid and bile salt transport. Bases 389 to 1693 code for a protein of 434 amino acids. Gene Ontology annotation, cellular component: membrane. NCBI's taxonomy places the organism in Eukaryota, Metazoa, Chordata, Mammalia, Dasyuromorphia, Dasyuridae. The record is from RefSeq and is a predicted model, not a curated record.
AUUUAUUGAGUAUAAUUUUUAUUGUGUUAUAGUCAAAAAUAUGUUCAAUAUUUCUGCUUUUCUUUAUAAGGAUUUUAAGGAAAUUAUAUUCACUGAGAUUGUUACAUCAUGAAAAAAAAAAAAAAAACACCAACUAGAAUUCCUAAAGCACUGCUUUCUUUCACUUAACAAAUGAUUUCAAGUUAAACAGGUUAUGUAACUAGAUAACCUUGUGUUUACUUGAAGAACCCAAGUGACAUUAUUCUCCUCCCUUUUGCUGAACUUUGAUCCCGGAAAAACAAUUCAUUAUUUAUUCCAACUUAAAGCAACCAGAAAUUGGAAUACUGGAAAUGAUAAAAUUCUUUCUUAAAUCAGAGCCAAUUUUUCUGCUCUGAUAGCUACAGAGAAUAUGUUUUCUAAAAUGAUUAUGAAACUUUUCAUUUUGCAAAUCUUGGGUAUGUCCCUGGGUGAAGUACAGAAACCAUUUGUUCAUUUUCUGAGUCUAAACAAGACCGAAGUCCUAUUUUACACGAAGACAGAAGAAGCAUUGAUUGUAAAAUCAAACUACAAGAGCAAUGAGCCAAACAGAAGCUAUCUUUCUGUAGAUUUAAAAGACCUGGAAGUGGCACAAGUGGUGAACGUGACCAAGACAUCUUCGGAGGUUACAAACUUUAAAAUAAACCUACUGACAAAGAAAGCAGGUGAGACAAGUUUAACCAUUCAACUGUGGGAUUUUGUAGGUGGGCAAGAUAGACUCAUUGAGGAGAUAAAGGAUAUCCGAAUCAAGGUGAUCUUCAAACAGAAAAUAGAGACUCUUCUAAAGGCACCUUUGCAUUUUGACAAUUAUGCUCUACUGCUGAUUUUGCCAAUAAUAUUAAUUAAUAAAUUUGCAUUUGGGUGCAAGAUUGAAAUGGAAACACUCCAGAUUGCAUGGAAGAAACCUUUACCAAUACUUCUUGGUGCAGCUAUCCAAUUUUUUGUCAUGCCGCUUUGUGGAUUUAUUUUUACUAGAGUUUUGGCACUAUCCCAGACUCUCUCUUUUGGAUUUGUUAUGACUUGUACCUGUCCUGGAGGAGGAGGAGGCUAUCUCUUUGCCCUGCUUCUGGAAGGUGAUAUCACUUUGGCCAUUGUAAUGACUUGUGUUUCAACAUUAUUAGCACUGAUAAUGAUGCCUCUAAAUUCGUAUAUUUAUAGUAGAAUGUUGAGACUGCAUGGUUCACUUCAUAUCCCUGUUUCUAAAAUCAUGACAACCCUUCUUUUCAUAGUUAUACCAAUAUCGGGAGGCAUAAUCAUUAAGCGGAAAGUACCUAAAUGGGCAAACUACUUGGAGAAAAUAAUUAAACCUUUUAGUUUUGUGUUAAUAUCUGUGGGGAUAUAUUUGAGUUUCAAGAUGGGAUUCAUAUUUACAAAAACAAUUAACUUGAAGGUAUUUUUCCUGGGACUAUUAGUUCCUGCUUUGGGUUUGUUGUUUGGAUACUCUUUUUCUAAAAUGUUUAUGUUGCCUCUUCCAGUUUGCAAAACAGUUGCUAUUGAAGGUGGGGCAUUAAAUAGUUUCUUAGCACUAGCCAUUAUUCAGCUUUCUUUUCCACAACACAAGGCAGAUUCAGCAUCAGUUGCCCCUUUUACAGUAGCCAUGUGUUUUGGCUGUGAAAUGCUAUUUAUGAUUCUGUUAUAUAAAGCUAAAAAAUAUUACAGUUCUAAAUGUAGAGGAUGAAAAGCUAAAAUCUCUUGUCUAAUAAAUUCUUACACUCAACUUACAAGUAUUUAUUUAGCACCUGUCAUAUAUUAGACUCUGAAGGGAAUAAAAUUUAAUAACAGAAACAGUUCUAGCCUUUGAGAAUCUUUCAGUCUAAUUUAAAGAUAAAAGAAAGAUAAGUUACACAACAUAAUCCAAAUGAUAAAUAUUAAAUACCUAGAAUAGUGGGUAAAGGUUAAGUGACUAGAGGAAGAUGAAAUUCUAUAAGAUUUCAGAUGCAGAAUAGACUCUUCCAGUUACGUUUACCAUAAUUUAAAAAAAGCUUAACCCAAACAAACAAACAAAAAGCCAUAGAGUGACAUGGAAAGCAACUUAGUAAUAUACAACUGGAUAACCCAGUUGAAUAUUAGCCUAGAUAAUAGCUUUUCUUCCAGGUCAGAUGGUCUUGAAAGGAUAACCAGAAAGAUGAUGCUUGAGCUGGAUGCUUUUUAUUUUCAUCUUCAUCAAAAGAAAGAAAGAAUAUUUUAAAAAUUUUGUAUAACUCAAUCUUGAAUCCCUUUUUUUUACCCUAAGUACCUACUAUGCAAACAUUUAUAUAGCACUUUAAAUUUGUAAAGCACUUUAUAAGUAUUGUUUCAUUUUAUCUUCAUAAUAGCUAUAGGUGAUAGGUGAUAUUGUUUUAAUUUUAGAGAAAGCUGAGGCAAGCAGAGGUUGAUCGGCCCAAGAUCAUCCAGCCAAGUGUCUGAGAGCAGAUCUAAAAUUAGGUCUUCCUGACAACAGGUCCAGUACUAUAUAUAUUGAGUUACAUGCUAACUAAAUGAAAAAUGUGCACCUGAAUUUCUAUGCAUUGCAUACAUAAUUCAUUUUUUACCUCAAAACUAACUCGUUUUUCCCCUUUGUUAUGUUUAGAAAUGGUGCUGACUAUUCUUUGUCAUCUAGAUUUAGACAUUUGCAGUUUAGACAUUAUUCUUGCCUUUUCCCUUUUCCUCGCUAUUUCCAUAUUCAAUCUACCUACAAAUCCUGUAGCUUUUAGCACUGUGACAUUUCCCAUGGUCACUUUUUUCCUUUUUUAUUUCCAUGUUCAUCACCACUCUACUUUCUGUCUUUAUUACACUUCACUCGGCUACAAUUCAAUAGCCUCCUACACAUUUCUGCCAAGCUAAUCUUGCUAAGUUAUGAUAUCUGAUUGAUAUAGUGCAGCCUUUAGGAAGGAUAUAGCAAUAACCUAAAGCUACCUGGACUUGGGAGUGAUGUAGGUAGAAAUGAUGUAUUUCUUCCCUUAGGCUUUCCUGUCCCAGUUUACUCUAUAUGACCAGGAUUCUAAGGCCACCAAUAUUGCUGUCACAUAAUAUACUGUUGGUCAAUAACAGAGUUUCUGAAACUAAUGAGCAACAAUAAUGACUUAAAGUUAAUGCAGGUAUAGAACAAAAUUGGGUGUCUGCUACUUAACUUAGUGCCUUUCCAGGCCUAAAACAUAUCUCUGGGAAGAUUCCCUUCUUCUUUUCUCUUCCCCAUGAGAUCUGUUCUGAGUACUAUGGAUAUUGCAUCUCUGUGCAAAGUUGGAACCAAACUCUCAUUUUCAAUUCUACCUCUAAGCUGUAAAAUUAGCAUAUCAGAGACAUGUAGCACCUGGUUUCUCUAACAUUUCUGUGUAAAUUUACUUUCUUGCUCCUGGUUCAUUGUUAACUUCUUUUGGAAUUUAGCUCACUUUAAUUCUAAUAAACUUUACCCCUUGAUUUGGAGAUGGGCAUGAGUCUGCAAAUUCUUUUGAGAUACCUUGUGAUAACUUGUGUAAAACCUCAACAUAGGAAAAAGAAAUAAGGUGGAUUCUGAGAGACUUUGAAUGUCAGAUAAAGGAUUUCAUUUCUAAUUUUUAACAGGAUAUAAAACCAUUGGACUUUAUUGAAUAAUCAGUCAGUAGCACUGGGCUAUGGGCUAGGCAUUGUGCUAAGCACUGGGGAUACAAAAAAGGCAAAAGACAGUUCUCACCCUCAAGGAGCUCACAAUAUAAUGUGGGGGAGGGGUUUGUCCUAGGAAGAUCACUUUGAUAACUGAAUGACAGAUGGAUUGAAGUGGGGAGAGACUUGUGGUAGGCAGACAAAAAAGCAGGCUACAGCAAUAGUCCAGCUGUGUGUUGGUGAGGACUUGUAUCAGGGUGAAAGAAUGUCAAAGUAGAGAAGGGGGCAUAUUCCAUAAGGGGCAUAAGGUAAAAUCAACAUAUUUUGGCAACAUGUUGGAUAUUGGAUGUAAGGUUAAAAGAAAAUUAAUUUUCAAGUCUGAAUAACUGGAAGAACUGGAAGAAUGGUGGCAUUCUCAAUUACAACAAAGAAGCCAGGAAGAAGAAAGGUUUUUUUGGGGAAAAUAAUGAAUUCAGUUUGAGACAUGUCAAUUUUAAGAUGUUCACAGGAUAUCCAAUUCAAGAUAUUUAAUAAGUAGUCAGAGAUGUUUAAUUAAGGGUAAAAAGAGAGGUUAGGGCUAGACAAGCCCUAAAUCUGGGAAUCAUCUGCAUAGAGAUGAUAAUUGAAUGCAAGUGUUGAAGUGGAAGACACCCCCAAAAUGUUAGGGUCCCUAGGUAUGGUGAUAGAAUUUGCAAACUCAGUUUGUAUCUAAGUGAAGAGGCAAGAUUUUUUUGUUUGUUUGUUUUUUGGGGUUUUUUUUUUUUUUUUUUUGCAUUGCUAACAGUGGGCAAGUUCCAAAAGUUAGAAAGAACCAGGGGCGAGAAAGAUAAAUUUAUAGAAAAAAGUUAGAGAAACCAGUAGCUUUAUGUUAAUGAUGUUUUAUGAUUUAGAGAUAGAAUUGAGGAAUAGUUUGGUUUUGCUAUUGUGUGCAGGCUUAAUACCAUAAUUCUCUGGCCAGAGCUCAUGGGGUGGUAAGGUAGAAGUAGGGGUGGGGAAGUAAGGGGUGGAGGUGAAGGAAUAGGAGUGGGAGAACCUUCCAGAGGCAUUUUUUAAGCCUGAAAUGCCACAAAGUCAAGUGGCAGAUACCCAAUUUUGUUUUGUGUUUGCAAGAACUUUAAGCACCUCAUUAUUGUUGCUCAUUAGUUUCAGAAACCCCAUUAUCACAGGCCAAGUUGCUAUCUGACAGCCAGCAAUAUUUGUGGCUUUAGCAUAUAGAAUUAACUGGGGUAGGAUAGCCUAAGGAAAAAUAUAUGUCAUUUCUACCUACAUCACUCUUAAGGUCAAUUGGCCUUAUUGGUUAUUGCUACAUCCUUCCUAAGAGCUGAACCACAUCAAUAGGAGCUAAUGAGAUCACUAAGUGAAGUAAUAUAAAGGGAGAAGAAAGGUGGCAAAGAAUAAAGACUGAGGAUUCGUUAGUAUUUAGUGAAGAUGAUCUGGAGGAAGUUUCAGCAAAGGGGACUAGGAGGACUGGUUAGAUACAUCAAGAGAAGAAUCAGGAGAAACUAGGGUAAUGAAGACCUAGAUAAGGUAUCAGGGAGAAGAGAAUGAUCAUCAGUGUCAAAGGCUUCAAUGCCGAGAAGUCAAAAAGAUUGAAUAUUGAAAAGGGGCCAUUAGAUUUGUCAAUUAGAUUCUUAAAGACUUUGGAGAGAGGAGGUUCAAUUGAAUGAAUGCACAGAAAUACAGGUUUAUGCAAAGAUAAGUAAAUUAGGAGGAGAUUAUUCAUCUUCUGAAAAGGAUUACUAGUUUGCUUUAUGGUAUUCAACAUGAAAUUUCUUUAAAUUGGGAAAAUCUAAUUACCAUUAAGAUUAAUCUUUUCUGUUCCUUUCAGCUCUGUAUUAUAUUAUUUUUGUGUAAAGAAUUUAUACUCACAUUAUAUCUCUUAACUUCAUGUUAUGUUCAUUGGCUGUCCUCCCUAUCUGGAAUAAUGCUCUCUUCCUCAUCACAGCUUCCUGGCUUCCCUCAGGUCUCAGCUCAUCUCCUAUCUUCCGCAGGAGUUUUUUUUUUGGUCAUCCUUAAACCUAACUCUCCAUUGUGUUCUCUCUGAAUUAACUUUCAUUUACUUUGUGCCUAUAGCUGUUUGCAUGAUGUCUCCCCCCACUAGAAUACAAAUUCUUUUGAUGACAGGGACUGUUUUUUGCUUUUUGUGUGUCCUUAGCCUCUUAACACAGUUCUUGGCACUCUUAACACAGCACUUGUUGAUUGAGCAUACCCAAGUUGAUAUAUUAGAAAUACUAAAUUUUGAGCCAGAAAACCUGGAUUCCAGUUUAGACUGUACCAUAUUUAAAUUACAUCUCUGGUUCCAUUUCCUUCCUAAUAAAGUGAGGAUGGACUAAA